Messenger RNA from Candida tropicalis MYA-3404, 735 nucleotides. RefSeq lists its product as uncharacterized. The transcript has a single exon. Lineage: Eukaryota; Fungi; Ascomycota; Pichiomycetes; Serinales; Debaryomycetaceae. The record is from RefSeq and is a predicted model, not a curated record. The coding region runs from base 1 to 735 and encodes 244 amino acids.
AUGUUGAGGAUUUUUAGAGUUGAUCACAAGAAUGAGUUGACUAUCCAAGAUCCAAGGUUGAUGUAUAUCGAUGUGACGAAGGACACAAACAUUAAACAAGAAUAUAUCAAGAAGAAGGUUCCAAAAAUUAGAGACACGACUUUUCCAUUGUAUUUAGAAAACUACGUUUUAUGGAACGAAAAUGAAUUAAUAAUGAAGUCCAUAAAGAAUGAUGAUGAAAUUACAGUGGCAGAAUCUGAAUUGUACAAAGCAUUUUAUGGUUACUAUGAAACUAGAGAUGUCCCAGUUGUUGCUUUUUAUCUCAAUGACGAAGAGUUGGAAUUCUUGAAAUCUAAGAACAAAGCUAGAAAUAUUAGGUAUGAAUUUUUUGAUGAAAAUGAACCUGGAGUAGGAACUAGUAGAUGGUUAUUGUUUCCUGGACGAAUUGACAUGGGUUAUCACUACGUUCUGACCUAUGGACUCAUAAUGCAAGAUAUUGAAGAAGAGCCACGAAUGUUUUAUUUUACUGAAAAUGAUAGAUUGUUUUGUGGUACCAGGAGUAUGAGUAUUAGCACUAUAGAGGUUAAGGAUAUUUUGGAUUGCCCACAGUCACAGUAUGAUAUAUCAGAAAAGGUCUACAAUUUUGAUACUCACAGAGAUAGAGCGAUGUAUGCUUCUAAAAUAGAUACAGAAUUCCUUGCUAAACAUCUUGGUGUUCCGUUGAAGUUUUUGGAUCAGACAUUCAUGCCGGAAUAA